CAACAUCCGUUUUUUCCUCUUCUUUUUUUCCUCUUUUCUCUUCAUAUUUCUUUUUAUAUAUAAUUUUUCUUUUUUUAAAUGCGAGAAAAUUCUUUUUGUGAUUUAAUAGAGGGUCAACCAAAUGUUAUACUUGCUUUAGCAGCCCCGUCUGAAAGCACAAGUACGAGUAUAUCAUCCAGAUCCUCUUCAUUAAACUCAUCCAUCCAAUUGACUGCAGCUGUGCCUGAAAAGACAAGAUGGUCAUGUCAUAAAAAUGUCUUGAUUUCAUCUUCCAACUAUUUUGAAAAUAUUUUUAAUAACCAAUUUCAAGAAACAGAGGCAUCUAUCGUAUUUUUACCUCGUGGUAUCUUCAGCUCUUCAGUACUGGAUGACGUACUUUAUUUCAUGUACACCAAAUCAAUACAAACAACCAGUUUUGCUGAAUCCGACGAUCGGAACCUAGAAAUACUAGACCAACUACAGUCCAUGUACAUGGCAGCGGACUAUCUCGGCAUGGAUGAUUUGUGUUCAGCCAUCCACCAAAGCAUCAUGAAGCUAACACAUGGUCUUAUAUGCUACUGUCACAGUUGUACAUUACUGAUUCCACAAUUAUUGUACUUUACCGGUCCAAAUCAACAAAAUGACCCACGCUUAAGCAAACUAACCCAUUCUAUCUUACGACUUUUGAUUAAUGACCCCGAAAAGACUCUGCCCACAUUUUGGUGUAGCACCGCAUUGGCUUCCUUAUUCUCUCAGAGCCCCGAGAUGGAGUCUUUACACGGUUAUUUACAAGAUUGCUUACUAGAACACGUCAAUAAAAACAAUGCUAUUGAAACACUACACGGUUGCUUCUUAGCAAAGGAUCGGGUACUUCAUAGUGAUUGGUCGCCUUUGGUGCACACCCAAAAAAGAAUACAACAAGCCGGCUCCAAGCUAUUGGCCGAUCAUUUUGAUUUUUACUGUACCAAAUACCCAAAGUUACUCUCCUGUGUUGACGGUGUUACUUACUCCUUUGAAUUUCUGGACUAUCUUUUAUCCUGUGUGCUGGGAGAUCAAAUGAACGAAAUCAAUGCGUGUUUACUGUACAAGGGCAUUGUGCGUAAUUUAAUGUGCAGAGAUAUUGUUCAACGAACCCCGCCUGUCAAGGCUAUUCUGAAAAAGGCCAAAGAUAAAACCGUUCGCUAUAUUGGCGCACAUUUAAAGCCGAUUAAAGAAAUGGAUACAAUUGACAAAAGCGUGAUUGAGCAGCUUGCAAUAGAUCUUGUGGUACCUCUCAGCACCUUGCUGGAUGAUGACUCAAAAAGAAAUGGGAGCAAACCCGGUAAUAAUAUGAAACACCAAAGACCACCGUCUACCACCUCUUCCAAUCAUACCGAUAGUAAAAAGAAAUCUACGGCUCCACCUUGGAAUAUCAAGCUACGUUCCCGUUUAUGUACUAUUGUGUUUGGUCAACCCACUCUUCACUUUAAGGUCGGACAGCGGGUUCAAAUAUCAAACAGACCUGUAUUUACGGUUGGUACCAUUUCUUAUGUGGGAAAACUCACAUCAUCACCUGACAAUUCUAAAAACACAAUUUCGUCGAACCAUGACCUAUUUCUUGGUGUCGAGUUAGACAGAAGCGUUGGCACAAGCGAUGGAUCUAUUGACGGGAAAAGGUAUUUCACUACUUUGCCAAAUAAAGGCAUAUUUGUCAAACCUUCCGAUGUUACUUUUGCUUAAUUUUUACCCACUUCUUUUUUUUUUUAUACCAAUUAUUUUCACACCCUCAUUUAUCCCCAUUAUGUAUUAUGUAUUAUAUCUCUUAUUAUUAUUAUCUAUUGUUAUUCCCCAUCAUCACAUCAAAUGAAAUUUUAUUGUUGUUUAAGCGUGUUGUGGCCCUUAUUUUAAAUUGAAUUGCAUUUUUGAUGCAUUUUGCUGCACCUCG
Mucor mucedo is the source of this 1903-nucleotide messenger RNA. RefSeq lists its product as uncharacterized. Gene Ontology annotation, molecular function: protein binding. Lineage: Eukaryota; Fungi; Mucoromycota; Mucoromycetes; Mucorales; Mucoraceae. Bases 79 to 1698 code for a protein of 539 amino acids. The transcript is spliced from 3 exons. The record is from RefSeq and is a predicted model, not a curated record.